Molecule: messenger RNA, 1868 nt
Organism: Manis javanica (Malayan pangolin)
Lineage: Eukaryota; Metazoa; Chordata; Mammalia; Pholidota; Manidae
Source: RefSeq, a predicted model, not a curated record
ACAGGAUCACUAUUAAUGGUUGUUCUUUUUCUUCAGACUUCAAAAUGCCCCAGCAGAGCCCUGUUACUGUUAUUGUAGUGACUCCCUCCCCACUCUUUUAUUUUAUGAAUGAUAUUUCCCAAUUGUUAGUUCUCACAACUCCUUUCCGUGUCAGUGGCUUUUCUUCUUAAAAGCCCCAGCAUUUAUCUAUAGCUCUUUUUUAUUCGGAAAACCAAUUUCCAUUAGUGAUUAGUAGUACUUUGAGGGCCAUCUGAAUCGUAGAUCCUUUCCAAAACAGUGGGCACUCAGGCACAAGUGAGUGAAAGAAUGCAGAAACCUUUGCUAAAGAAUGCAGAAAUCACGAUCCUCACAUUGGCUAUCUGUAGGACUGAGCAGGGAAGGAACCCAGACAUGCCUUAUUUGGUCCAGAGUGUUUUGGUUUUUUUUUUAAUUGAAUUUCUAAUCAAGAUAUAAAUAUCAUGAAAAAAACAGAAAUAUCUGGUCAUUUCUUGAAAAUCGGAAAAUCUAGCAAAAGCAGGCCUGAAUUCUUCCAUGACAGCAAUGGGCACUUAGCAGAGUCCCUCUUGCCUUCAGAUCUCUCCAGUUCGCCGCCUCCUCCCCGUUUCACUCAUUUACAUUGCCCGCCAGGCCCCGUUAGCUUUUUGAGUUUGCGACGUAGGCACGAAAGAACGAGUGCAAUGGAUAAAACCCAUCUGCUGGGCCCACUCUAUCUCCCCUGGAGAAUAAAUGUUUCCUCGCUGUCCCCUCCAAUACCGUCUUACAGAGGCUCACAGAAACAGCUCACGUUUCUAGCCCACAAACUUCCCACAGCCCGUGCAACUUGCAUCGCUUUCCGCCCACCGUCUUUCCCCGCCCAGUUGCUGCAGAGCCCCCUCCCUGGCCCUGGCCGCGGCCUCCCUCCACCUCACCGCCUGCGGUCUGGUGCCCGAGGCGGGUCCCGGCCCCCGGCCCCCGGCCCCCGGGCCCCCACCGCAGCUCUCUGCCCCGGGCCGGGCUCGCCCACGGCGGCACUGGGCAUGCUCAGAGGCGGCCGCGGGUGCAGGUUGGCGGUGCAGGCGCUCGCACUCGGCAGCGGGCAGGCGGCGGGCGCGCGGCUGCAGCUGGAGCUCCAGCGCCCGGAGUUGGAGUUGCCGGAGUUUUCCCCCCACCCCUCCCUCCCCGCGCGCCGCAGCCGGAGCGGGCGCGGGAGCCGCGAGCGGCGGCGAGCCAGCACCCGGGCGGGCCGAGCCUCGUCUGGAGCCCGGAGCCCCGCGCGGGGUAGCCCCCGGAGGGGCCUCUCCUUGCUGAGACGCGUGCCGCGAGCUGGCACUGCCGGGACACGAACCGGGUCGCACGUGAACUCCCUGCCUGCCCUCCUUGCUCGUCCUACAAUGAGUGCCAAAUCUGCCAUCAGCAAGGAAAUUUUUGCACCUCUUGAUGAAAGAAUGCUGGGAGCUGUCCAAGUCAAGAGGAGGACAAAGAAAAAGAUUCCUUUCUUGGCUACUGGGGGUCAAGGCGAAUACUUAACUUACAUCUGCCUGUCAGUGACAAACAAGAAGCCCACACAGGCGUCCAUCACAAAGGUCAAACAGUUUGAAGGCUCCACGUCGUUUGUGCGGAGAUCACAGUGGAUGCUGGAGCAGCUUCGCCAGGUUAACGGCAUCGAUCCUAAUCGGGAUUCUGCAGAGUUUGAUUUGUUGUUUGAAAAUGCCUUUGACCAGUGGGUAGCCAGCACAGCCUCAGAAAAAUGCACCUUCUUCCAGAUCCUCCAUCAUACCUGCCAGAGGUACCUCACAGACAGGAAGCCGGAGUUUAUCAACUGCCAGUCCAAAGUCACGGGAGCAAAAUCUAUGCUGGCAGGAGCCGUGGACCGUAAGUUCUAUGUGUAA